This is a messenger RNA of Paramuricea clavata, 4275 nucleotides long. Lineage: Eukaryota; Metazoa; Cnidaria; Anthozoa; Malacalcyonacea; Plexauridae. The record is from the annotation of a GenBank genome assembly.
CUGCAUAUAAUUCGAACACUUUGGAACAAGCUGGUGGUGUUGAUUUAUCCGAUGAUUUAUCUAUAUGAUGGUUUCUACAAAACCAGACAUAUUUUUGGGCCUUGAUUUAAGCACUCAGCAACUAAAGGUUAUUGCAGUGGACAACAAACUAUGUAUUAUCCAUGAAGAAGUAGUUAAUUUUGACAAAGACUUGCCAGAAUUCGGGACGCAAGGUGGAGUGAAGAGACAUGAAGAUGCUCUGACCGUCACAGUACCUGCGCUUAUGUGGGUGAAGGCUUUUGAUUUAUUGCUAGAAAAAAUAAAAUAUAAAGGAUUUUGUUUUGAGAAUGUUGCGUGUAUUUCUGGUACGGGACAGCAACAUGGUAGUGUUUACUGGAAAAUUGGAUCGAAGACUUUUUUGAAUAAUUUGGAUCCAAAUAAAGGUCUCCAUGAACAACUAAAGGUAUUGAGAAAGAAUUAUUUAACAAGAUAUGGUGGGUGGGAGAGAACAAAGAAUGGGAAUAACCUUAAAGAGAAAAAUAUAUCUCUUGUGUGUGUGUGUGUGUGUGUGUGUAAGGGAGGGGCAGGGCCAACCCUCAAACAGAGUUGCCCCUGUGGAUGAGGGCAAGGUGUGCCCCAAUAUAAAAGCUGUUGAGAAGCUGUAGAGCAAGCCCCCCCCCAAAAAAAAAAUGGGGCAAGUGUUACCCCAAUGACAGAAGACUAGCUUUUGUGGUGAGGAGAAGGAGUAGGGAUAACCCACCCUAGCCCCCAAUUUAAGAGCUGUGUCCUUAUGGGUGGAGGGCAAGGGGAGUUUCAUAAGACAAUGUCCAUGUGAUAUUCAUAUCAGCACACUUUAUCCUGUUAUUAUUCUGUUUUUCUUUCACUACUUUUCUUUCCUUACAUAAUUUUAGCACCAUCAUCCUCUCCUUGAAAUGGAUAUUGGUCUGUGAUUAAAUUUCAAUCUUGUAUAAUUCCCUUUUUUCAAAGGAUUACUUUGCAAUUGAAGAUUCUCCAAUCUGGAUGGACUCCAGUACAACUGAACAAUGUCGCUCGAUAGAGCAAGCUGUAGGUGGUGCUCAGGCACUUGCAGAAAUCACUGGUUCUAGAGCUUAUGAAAGAUUCACUGGAAAUCAAAUUGCUAAAAUAUAUGAAACGAAACAAGCCUCAUAUGAAGAAUGUGAAUGUAUAUCAUUAGUAAGCAGUUUCUUGGCUUCCCUGUGCCUUGGUGACUUUGCACCAAUUGAUUAUAGUGAUGGUUCAGGAAUGAAUCUCAUGAAUAUUUAUACAAAAACCUGGGAUCCAGCAUGCUUACAGGUAUAUCCUAACUUAACUUGUGGUGUGUAUUCAUUUUGACCUACUCUAUUACCCAUUCUGGCAUGGUGAUUAAUGCAUAUACCUCCCUGUGAACAUUUCCAAAAUUACACUCUCAAAAACAUUGGGGGGGGGGACCACUCCCUCGGUGGUGCCACUGGUGCCUUGUAUUUCAGUUUUGAUUCUUGUAAACACUUGCACUAACCUCUGUUCCCACAACAACUGAUUAAUUAAUGCAUAUUCCUUACACCUCUGUCUGUGACCAGAGUUUGAUUUCUGCAAUAUGCAAUUAUCUAUUAAUUGAAAUGUCACCUCAGUUGUAUGUAAGAAGUGUACUCUUCCAGUUUGACCCUACCAAAGGCUAGGGGUGUCGGAGCAGCUCUAGAAGUGGGCGGGGGACACAAAAAUGGAGGGGGCCCAAAGACAUUUAGGCCCCCAACUAAAAAAGUGGGGCCUUAGGCCCCACUUCCAAUGCCCCUGGGCCUAAGGUAGUUUGACAUUUUUUGCUUAAUUAAACAUCAAAUUGUUUAAUAUCUGUAUAAAUGGUAGAUGUGGUACCGGUAUUGAUUGGUGAAGCCUGCUACUGUAGGGUUGAGGGCAGAGACUUGCUUUGGUUACUAUUAUUACUGAACCAGUGGUGCAGUAAUGGAGAACCUUCUCAUUUUGGUUGUAAAACCUGUUAUGACUCUCUGUUCAUCUCAGAGGGCUGAACACAGUAAAACUAAAACUCAGUAACCAAGGAAACUGUAUAUCUCUAUCUAGGCUUGUGCGCCAAAUUUAAAAGAGAAAUUAGGAAACCUUGUUCCAUCAUCAGCAAGGAUUGGUUUUAUCUCAGACUACCUCAGCGCAAAAUAUGGCUUUCCAAAAUCUUGUGAAAUUGUAGCAUUCACUGGUGACAACCCCGCCUCGUUGGCUGGAGUUCGUUUGAAGAAGAAUGAUGUGUGUAUUAGUCUUGGGACUAGUGAUACGUUGAUGCUUUGGCUUAACACUCCAAAACCAGCUGUUGAGGGGCAUAUCUUUGUUAACCCUGUCAAUGGUAGGUUACACAGUGUUAUAUAGCACAGAAUACUACAGGGUGUUCCUCUUCCUCCCCGCUUUCUAGUUACUAGAUGGAUAGAAAUACUUGGUACAAGUCGACCCUUUUCGGCAUUUAUAUAUGAGAUUGAGCUCAAAUUUCUUAAAGCGCGGAUUUUUACUAUAGCGUUGGGGGGUUUCCUCGCUGCGCUCACACGGCCUCACUCAUUUUACUUCUUAUGCCAGACAAGUUACAAAGACAAGUUACAGACAAGGGGGGUUAUAUUUGGAGGUUUACCGUAUAUUACUAUCAAACAUUUCGUAUAUCCUAGCUGAAUCAUACAAUUCCGUGAACCAAAAGAAAUACAAACAUACAGUAUAUAAUUACAAUCUGUGCAUUUUAAAUACUGUAAUCAAAUUUUUGUCGCUCGUCAUGAGCUGUUGGAAUUGCUGUCGCUCCCAACGCUGUGUUAUUAACCAAUGGGCUUAGACAGACACAAAAAAAUAGAAACACACGACCGUUUCGAUGUGCUCCGUUUGUUCCGAAAACAUUUUGACAAGCACCAUUAAAUAUACUAACCGCUCACACGUUUUUUUCGCUGCAUUUUACUUUUUUAGAGAAUGCUUACAUGGCUUUACUGUGCUUCAAAAAUGGUUCCCUAGUACGUGAAUCUAUCCGAGAUAGAUGUUCAGAAGGUUCUUGGAAGAAUUUUGAGCAAAGCUUAAAAGCCAGUAAGCCAGGAAACGAUGGCAAUAUUGGUAUAUAUUUUGAUGAAACUGAAAUAACGCCUUUUGCGCAAGGCAUUUACAGAUUUAAUAAAGACGAUGUUGAAGUGAAAUCGUUUUCCAAUGAUGAAGAAAUAAGAGCGUUGGUGGAAGGUCAGUUUUUGGGCAAACGCGUUCAUGCAGAGGCUCUAGGUUACAAUUUAGGUGAGUGUAAUGGAUAAAUCUUAUAUCAACGAAUGUGUGAUUUCAGUGGAGCUGGGAAAACUAGAAACAUUGUUGCGGAAACAUCUGAAACUUUAACAAAUGUUUCCUUUUUUGCCUUCCUUGGAGAAUCAUGGCUAGGAAACAAUUUUUCCUGGUUUGUCCACCUUUGCGAAACAUGGCUCGGAUGUCGGAAACAAUAUUUUCGGGAAAAAUAUACAAUGCAACACAAUCCGAGGAUUAGCAUCUCUUGAAACUCAAGAUAUGAUCAAAACAAGACGAAAAGUGAAGACUAACUGAUGUUGUAACGAUGUUUUCUGGUUUGCCCACCAUUGGAAAACAUAGCUAGGAAACUAUAUGUUUCGAUUUUUGCCUACAUUUGGGAAAUAUGGCUAGGAAACAUUUCUGUUUUCCUAAAUUAUCUUCAAGAAACAGGACUAGGAAACAUUGCUUCCUAGUUUGUCCAUGUUUGGGAAAUAUGGCUAGGAAAAAUGUUCUCUAUAGUUUGUCCUGGGCAUAAAAGUAAGCAUGCAUAAACUUAUAUCGAUGUUUUACUUUCCAGAUAAAAACUCUCGUAUUUUGGCAACAGGUGGAGCAUCCAAGAACCAAGCGAUUCUUCAAGUGCUAUCCGACAUUUUUCACGCCCCGGUUUAUACCAUUCCUGGGACAGCUAAUUCAGCAUGCUUAGGGUGUGCUUACCGCGCCAAACAUGGGUGGUCUGGAACGAGUAAUGCAAACUAUAAUGAUAUAUUUUCUGAAAGUGAAGAAUAUGAAUUAGCUGUAAUUCCAAGUGCGGAAACUAAGGAUUUGUAUGAGAAAAUGGCGAAGAGAUACAAACAAUUGGAACAACGUAUUGCCAAUUGAUAAUGGUUCCUCCUUUCAGCUAGAUCAUUGCGUUGAUUGUACUAUUGACCGAAUUCUGAUUUUUCAAACCCUUCAAAUGCGUAGCUAGAUCGUUGUAAGACUUGUAAAGAUAGGAAUCCUACAAUAAGUGGAAAAGAACUUCCAGUCAUAAGUACAAAUCUUUAAUCAAAUCACAAAUUU